UGAUGUCAACAUCAGUCACACAGUGUGAUGAGUGUUCAGUCUGCAUUUAUCUUUUUGGGUAAAGACUCUCAGCAAUUAUUAACAGCGUCUGUUGUUGCGAGCAGGCUCUGUGCUUCGUUCUGAAGUUGGAAAACUAAAAUUCCUAACAGGAUGUGUGUGAGAUUCCUUGGAUUUGUUCUUCUGAUUUGUCUAGCUGGUGUACUGCGAGCUCAAGGUCCAGAACCACCAUGUGAGAGUCCACAGCUUCAGGGGGGUUUUUCUGUCAUCGAGGAAGACACUGAUUCUCAUGAACGAAAACUGUUUUAUGCCUGUGACGACGGACUGAAGCCGGCGGUGGAGGGCUGGUGGGGAACAGCCACAUGUCAGAAUAGAACAUGGAUUCCUACGCCACAGUGUAUAGAUGCAAAUGCUUGCAUUGCACCUGAAAUCCCCAAUGCCAAGUACACAAAAAGCCCAAACGGCUGGCAUGAGGAGGGACAUAAAAUCCGAGUAACGUGCAUCGAUGGGUAUGAAGACAGAAAUCACCUAGCAAUAGCUCAAUGUGUCAAUGGAAACUGGACGUCGAUGCCGGUCUGUGAGCGGGAUGUGCACGCAUGUGGACCACCCCCAAAAAUCCUAAACGCAGUCAUCAUUAAACAGGUGUUUCAGAAGGUGUUUCUUGACAAUUCAGAAGUUGAGUAUGCAUGUGAAGAUGGAUAUACUUCAAACACGGGAGCCAUUCAAAAAAGCUACUGCGUAUUUGGAAACUGGACAGCGGUUUCAGAGUGCAUUCGAGAAACACAACCAGACACCGGACGUGGUGGAUCUGCAGCAGGUGGAACAGGGGCCACCAGUGGACACACAACAUCUACAGACAGAGGAACUACAUCUGGUACAGACAGAGACACUGAUGACAGGAGAGUAACAGGAUCUUCUACCAGAGGCGUUGGGGGAGACACUGGACCCUUCAUAUCAAUUGACAAAUGUGGAACCCCACCAAGAAUAGAUAAUGGAGACUUUGUGGAAAAGACCCUCAAAUAUCUGAAAUACCAGUGCAGCGCUUUUUACACACUGGAAGGUUCAGACACAGUGGUGUGUAACAGUGAUGGCUCUUGGUAA
This is a messenger RNA of Sphaeramia orbicularis (orbiculate cardinalfish), 1098 nucleotides long. Its product is annotated as complement factor H-related protein 2-like. NCBI's taxonomy places the organism in Eukaryota, Metazoa, Chordata, Actinopteri, Kurtiformes, Apogonidae. The transcript is spliced from 9 exons. The coding region runs from base 151 to 1098 and encodes 315 amino acids. The record is from RefSeq and is a predicted model, not a curated record.